Rhinocladiella mackenziei CBS 650.93 is the source of this 903-nucleotide messenger RNA. RefSeq lists its product as uncharacterized. Gene Ontology annotation, molecular function: structural constituent of ribosome. The transcript has a single exon. The record is from RefSeq and is a predicted model, not a curated record. Gene Ontology annotation, cellular component: ribosome; mitochondrial large ribosomal subunit. Bases 1 to 903 code for a protein of 300 amino acids. Lineage: Eukaryota; Fungi; Ascomycota; Eurotiomycetes; Chaetothyriales; Herpotrichiellaceae. Gene Ontology annotation, biological process: translation; ribosome assembly.
AUGCCAGAGCCUACGCAGAUGACCCCCGAGCAGAGAAUAAAAGAAGCGACUCGCCGAGCGGCAGAAAGGCUAGAAGCAGACAGAAAGGAGCAGGAGCGAAACCUCGUCCUAGGAGGACUUGCUCCCUCCAGUGCUUUUGGGAAUGAGCUACGGACGCCGAAACUGAUGGACGAUGGGAUCGAGUCUGUCUUUCGGAACCGUAACCCGGCAAACAUGGCGCAGGCCUUAAAUCCCCGUCCGAGUGCGCGUUCAAGAUGGCAACGCCGUAUGGUCAUACGACACGUCCGGCAUGGUGGUCGAUUGAACAAAGAAAUGAAGAUCGCCCGGUCAGAACGGAAGCAUUUAUCCCGCUCGCAUUUCUUCAAGACCUCCAUGAAGAAAUUGGCACCGCUAGCUCGGCAGAUUGCAGGAAAAUCCAUUGACGAUGCAAUUCUCCAGAUGAGGUUUUCGAAAAAGAAGGUGGCUCAAGAUGUUCGUCAGCACCUGAUUCAAGCUCGUAAUGAGGCUAUUGUGAGCAAAGGGAUGGGUCUCGGAUCUGUGUCGGACCGUCAGAAGGUGGAAUUCGACCAAGAUCCUAGCGAAUCAAGACCACGUCCUCACCAAACCCCCUUGAAGACGUACAAGAAGAAUUACACUCCCCACGAAACUGAUAUUUAUAUCGCGGAAGCCUGGACCAACCGGGGACCAUAUGGGAAAGAACCGGAUUUCCGGGCACGAGGACGCAUGUAUAUCAAGCGCCCUCCUUAUACGGGCAUCAGUGUGAUGCUGAAAGAGGAAAAGACAAGGAUGAGGGAGAAAGCCGAAAAGGAGGCCAAAGCACUGAGAAAACGUUUGGGCAAAAAUAUGUGGGUUCAAUUGCCUGACCGGAAGAUCACCACUCAGCGACAACAUCUUCUGUGGUAG